AUGAAAUUGGAAGAAGGAACAGUAGAAGUUUUGUUUAAUAAUCAAAAUGAACAUCCACUUUUUAAUAAGCCUGUUUUACAAGUACUUAUGUGUCAAAAAGUAAAUCAUAAAGAAGGUGAAAAACUUAGAUACAGAGCUUAUUUAUCUGAUGGUUUACAUUAUAUAAGAGCAGUUUUUGGUUCAGAAUUGACACCUCUCCUUGAGACAAAUCAGAUCGAAAAAUAUUCUUUAGUUAAACUUGAUAGUUUUAUUUUUAGACUUAUUAAGGGAAAUGCAUACAUUUACAUUUAUUCACUUGCAGGUUACGAAAAUUGUAAUGUAGAAAUUGGUAACCCAACGCCUAUAUAUUCGGAUGGAUCGAAUCGUACUGACACUAAUAAGCAAAAAGUUAAUGAAGAUGAGACACCUAAAAAAAGUAAGGUAGCUAAAUCAGUUGAAAAUAAGCAAACAGAAGAUCCAAAUAAGUAUACACAAAUAAAUUCAAUUAACCCUUUUUGUAACAAAUGGAUUAUAAAAGGGAGAAUUGUUCUUAAAAGUGAUAUCAGAAAAUUUUCGAAUAAAAAAGGCGAAGGAAAGCUUUUUAGUUUUGAAAUUGCGGACGAUUCUGGACAAAUAAAAGUAGUUGCUUUUUCAGAAUCAGUGGAUAUUUUUUAUCCAAUUAUCGAGAUAGGUCGGGUUUAUACUAUCCAGAAAGGAGAAAUAAAAAUGUCUAAAAAAACAUUUUCGAAUAAUAACAAUGAUUAUGAAAUACAACUUGAUGUUAACUCUGAAAUAAAAAAGGUUGAAGAUAACGAGACACCAAAGUUCUUUUUUAAUUUUGUAAAAAUUAAAGAUAUUACAUCAAGUAAUGCGCCUAUUGAUAUUGUUGGUAUAGUUAAAGAAGCUGGUGAAGCAGUUUCUUUUAUUGUUAAAGCUACACAAAAAGAGUCAUUACGUAGAAAUAUUACUUUGAUCGAUGAAACGGGAAGUAUUAGAGCUACUUUUUGGGGAGCAAAAGCCGAGGAAGAAAUUGAAGUUGAUUCUGUCUUAGCGAUAAAGAGUAUUAAAGUGUCUGAUUUUGGAGGAGUAAGUCUGUCAUCAAUUCAUACCUCGCAAAUUCAUAAGAAUCCAGAUAUUUCAGAAUCUCAUUCUUUGUUGGGUUGGUAUAACACCGAAGGUAAAAAUGUUAAAAUAGACUUGCCUGAACGAGAUCUUAAAAUUUUUAAUAUUAGUGAUGUAAAAAAUCAAGAAAUGCCUUAUUCGGCUGUACGUGCUACCUUAAUGUUUAUUAAAGAAGAUAAUCUUAUGUAUGACUCUUGCAAAGAAGAAAAUUGUACGAAAAAGGUUUAUAAAAAUGAAUUUGGUGAAUAUAGAUGUGAGAAAUGUGACAAAAAUUCUUAUGAGUGUACACAUAGAUAUCUUAUACAUGCUAAUAUUAGUGACUCUACUGGACAAUUGUGGGCUACUUUAUUUAAUGAUCAGGCGAUAUUACUUUUAGGAAUGUCUGCUUCAGAUUUUAGAGAGAUGGCUGAUAAUGAUCCAAAUCAGUCUCAAAUGUUUAUUAAAAAAUUUUUGUACAGAGAAUAUAUCAUCAAGCUUAGAUCUAGACAAGAUAAUUACAAUGAUGAAAUUAAGAUGAGACAUAAUAUUAGUGAAAUAAGAGAAGUUAAUUACAAAGAAGAAACGAAGAAGGAAAUUUUAUAUGUUGAAAAAUUGCUGAGAGAAAGCAAUUAA
This is a messenger RNA of Vairimorpha ceranae, 1713 nucleotides long. Its product is annotated as dna replication factor a protein 1. The coding region runs from base 1 to 1713 and encodes 570 amino acids. Lineage: Eukaryota; Fungi; Microsporidia; Nosematidae. Gene Ontology annotation, biological process: DNA replication; DNA recombination; DNA repair. The record is from RefSeq and is a predicted model, not a curated record. Gene Ontology annotation, cellular component: nucleus. Gene Ontology annotation, molecular function: DNA binding. The transcript has a single exon.